AUGAUGCUAUUGUUUUUAUUGUGUUUAGCUCCAGUGUGUGGGCUGAAGUUUACAGCAACAACAAACACAAAACCCAUCGAAUACGAUUAUGGUGCUCGAUCUGUUGCUGUUGGCGAUUUCAAUAAUGAUACUUGGUUAGACAUGGUUGUUACUAACCACAUCGUUGAUUUAAUUUCUAUUUAUUUCGGACAGGAUGAUGGCUCUUUUUCGAUUCCAACCCAGUUUCCUACUGGCACCGGAUCUACUCUGUACAUGGUAGCUGUUGGCGAUUUGAGCAAAGAUAGUAGAUUGGAUAUCGCAGUAGCAAAUUUUGGUACCAAUAGCAUUGGUAUAUUUAUGGGAUUUAGGAAUGGAUCUUUCGACAAUCACACAGAUCAUUCAAUUUGCACGCCUCGUCCGAUAGUAAUUAGUAUAUCUGACUUAAAUAAUGGCGCACUACUUGCUAUUGUCAGUGUUAAUUAUAGAACCCGCAGUAUAAGUAUACCGCAUGGAUAUGAAAAUGGAAAAUUUUCGAGUGCAAUCAUGUAUUGGACAGGCUACGGUUCUUUUCGAUCUUCAGUAGUUAUUGCAGAUUUCAAUAAUGAUAAUUAUUUAGAUCUUGCUGUUACGAAUUAUGGUACGGAUAAUAUCGAUUCCUACGUUGAUAUUGCUGUGGCUAAUUUUGGAAGUAAUGAAAUUGGCGUACUUGUAAAUAAUGGAAACGGAACUUCUACAAAGCAAGUUCCAUAUUCCACUGAUUCGGCUUCUCCGUAUACUAUUGGUGUUGAGGACUUCAAUCAAGAUAACCGAUUAGAUUUACUUGUUACCAAUAAGGGUACUAAUAAUAUAGUCGUAUUAAUUGGUUAUGGAAAUGGAACCUUCGCCAACCCAAAAAUGUAUUCAACAGGAGCAACUUCGCCGAUAUCACUUGCCGUAGGUGAUAUCAACAAAGACAGUCGUCUGGACGUGAUAGGUGUUAGCAAUGAUACUGGUGCCCUGGAUAUCGUUUUUGGUUCUUUGGAGAGCUUGGAAAAUCAGGUGAAUUGUUCAGCUGACUCUUCUCCAUACGCUGUAGCUAUUGGACUGGAUAUCGUUGUCGCUAAUUAUAGUGAUGCUCUGAGUGUUUUUCUCGCACAUACUACUGGUGAUUUCAACAACGACAAUCAACUGGAUAUAGUUUUCUCCAAUGGUGGUAGCAAUGAUGUGAUUGUUCGUCUCGGAUAUGGAUCUGUAGCUAUUGUGGAUGUGAACAACGGCAAUCGACUGGAUAUUAUCGUUGGUAAUCGAGAAAGCAAUGAUAUAAGUAUAAUGCUGCAAUAUAAUAGAGGCUUUCUAACAAACGGAAUGACAUACGCAUCUGGCGGUGGUUCUGAUCUGCAAUAUGCUGUGGUUGGUGAUAUAAAGGAUGACUGUCGAUUAGAUAUCGUGGCUGCCAAUUAUGGCACUAAUGAUGUAGGCAUCAUUUUCGGACAUGUCGGUGGCACUUUCUUGAGCCAAAUCAUUCAGAGUGCAGGCUGA
This is a messenger RNA of Rotaria socialis, 1497 nucleotides long. The record is from the annotation of a GenBank genome assembly. NCBI's taxonomy places the organism in Eukaryota, Metazoa, Rotifera, Eurotatoria, Philodinida, Philodinidae.